UCGCUAUUCUCCACCAGAUGGCAUCCGCUGUCCGUUCGCUCCCGCUUGACGUUUCCACCUAUUGUUUACAAAACAAUCUCACGUGCGGACCUGUCACGGCACCAGCACAGCAGCGCCCGGCAACCGCUCGUAAAGUCAGCUGCAUUUCGAUAGUUUCUAAUUAUUGCUAGUAAUUUCAUUCCCCCUUGCCAAAUGGAAGGUAAUGCCGCACCGACCGAACCGCCGGUGUGCAACAUCGACAAGCGACCGGAGAACCAAACGUACAUUUCGGCAUGGCGUGACAGGUCCGAGUUCCAAUCGGUGUAUGAAAAGAUAUUCAACUCCCGCCCGGACGACAUCGAAACGAAGGAGGAGGCGCUCCGGUGGCUCAAGAUGUGGCGCACCCGGCAGAUGAAGGAGGUCCCGAUCUGCGUCCGCUGCACGUUCCAAAUACUCGAGGCGCAGGUGUUCGAUCUGCGCAGCCAGCGGGCCGCCAGUGACGAGGUGGGCAACGCGAUGGAGAUUAAAAACAUUUACGCCGGUGCGUUCACGCGCUUCAUCAACUUUCUCACCGAGGGCGGGGGCACGCGCAAGAAAAGCAUCGCCGACUCGGUGCGCGAGAUCGGCAUCGAGACGUACCUGGUCGAGCUGCGGCAUCUGUGUGCGCAUCGGUCCGUCUCGAUCUCGAUCGACGUGUUCCGCCGGUCGGCCCAGUACUGCAUGGAUUGGCUGAAGCGGGCGUACUGGCAGCGGGAGCUGUCCGGCAUGCAGCCGGUCAGUCUGCCCACGCUGAAGUACUGCUACGUGGCGGAAGAUCAGCUGCCGGACAUGAGCGUCAUCCUGCGGACGUACGACGCCGUGACGGCGGCACGUGUCCGACGAGCGUACACGCUGGAAAUGGCCAUCGAGAGCGUGGGGCUGGCCGAGGCAGAAACGAAGCUGCUGGAAGUGCACGCGCAAGAGCAUCGGUCCGUCCGGUUGCCGGUGAUCGUGCGGCAAACGGUACGGUUGCUGAGGGAAUUGCCGCUACCGGCCACCCAGACCGCUGUGAACGCUGUGUGCAAGGCCGUGCUUGAGCACUGUAGGCGCAUGUUUGAAGAUGCUGUUCGGUACGGGGACGACGAGCAGGUACCCUUGGGCAAGAUACACUCGGAUCUGUUCCAGACGCUAGCGGCCAUGGGCUGUCUGCAAACGUUGUUCGAGCAGUUGAUGGUGAUCUGCGAGCAGGAGCAACCGGUCACCGCCACCGGCAAGGAGGAUCAGCGCCCGUGGGCAAAGUAUUGGGCGCAUCGGAUCGCAUUCGCGUACCAGCUGCUGAAGGAGUUUAAGAAAGCGUGCCGCACGUGGCCCGCGGAACGGUUGGGCCGGUUCGGUGGUGCGCAGCGCAAUCUUUUGGCCAAACAGUGGUACGCCGGACGGUUAAAGUCGGCCGUCGAUCAGCAUCUAAUGUUGGGAUUUUCCGUCGACUGUCCCUGGCACAUGAAGCUGUCCCGGGCGUACGUCCUAGCGCGGCUAACGGCAAUGAACGAGCACACCAAGGACAUUGUGCCGGUACUACUUACCCUACUGGAACCACCACUUUCGCCGUCGCAGCAGCAAAAGAUUCGCAAACUAACGGAGGUGUACAAUUCGGACGCUCUUCCUACAACUGGCACCAGCGGAGCCAAGGGGAAGGCAAAGGGCUCUGGCAAUGAGACGAAAGACACGGAUGCGGAAAAGGUUUACACGGCGGACGAUGUGAUGGAAGUGGUGGCAAAGAAGCGAGCACACUGCAAACCGAUGGAAGUCGGCACGUGCCUCAGCAAGAAGGUGAAACGAUACGGCCCGUGGACCGAUCCGGACGUAGAGGUGGACUGGAGUACCUAUCCGCUCGGGUCGUGUCCCACGUAAAUGUGUAAGAAAAAUACAUUCUUAAAAUUGGCAAUCCACCAUCGGCUAAUAAAUAAAAGUGAAAUUUAAUUUAAAAAUUAAA
This is a messenger RNA of Anopheles coluzzii, 1951 nucleotides long. RefSeq lists its product as uncharacterized. The record is from RefSeq and is a predicted model, not a curated record. The coding region runs from base 193 to 1869 and encodes 558 amino acids. Lineage: Eukaryota; Metazoa; Arthropoda; Insecta; Diptera; Culicidae. Gene Ontology annotation, cellular component: preribosome, large subunit precursor; Las1 complex. Gene Ontology annotation, biological process: maturation of LSU-rRNA; maturation of 5.8S rRNA. The transcript is spliced from 3 exons. Gene Ontology annotation, molecular function: endonuclease activity.